GAAGCCGGGCCAUGAGGGGCCUGUCCCGCCCGGCGCUGAGGGCGGGAUGGUGCGGGCGGCUUUGGGCCCCGCCGCGAAGGGCUCUGGCCGCUUCUCCGCCUUCUCCUCCCGCUGCGACCUCGGGUGCGCUGAACCCCUUCGACCGGCGGCUGAAGCGGAAGCAGAAGAACUGGGCGGCGCUGCAGGCCGAGCCCGCCAAGUGCGAUUACCUGCGGGAGGAGGUCGGCGGCAGGAUCGCGGACAGGGUGUUUGACAUCACCAGAACGUUUCCUCUGGCUUUGGACGUUGGCUCUGGACGAGGUUAUAUAGCGCAGCAUUUAACCAAGGAAACAGUUGAAAAACUUAUUCAAGUUGAUGUGGCAGAGAAUGCUUUGAAAAAUGCUGUAGAAACUGAAAUCCCCACGGUCAAGGUUGUAGCUGAUGAGGAAUUCCUUCCUUUCAAAGAAAACACAUUUGACCUUGUUGUUAGCAGCUUAAGUUUGCAUUGGGUGAAUGACCUUCCUAAAGCUUUUAAAGAGAUCCACCACGUUCUCAAGCCCGAUGGGGUGUUCAUUGGGGCAAUGUUUGGGGGGGACACCCUGUACGAGCUGCGCUGCUCUUUGCAGCUGGCAGAGCUGGAGAGGGAAGGCGGCUUUUCCCCUCACGUGUCGCCCUUCACUGCUGUCGCUGACUUGGGACAUCUGCUGUCCAGAGCUGGCUUCAACACCCUGACUGUGGAUACUGAUGAAAUCCAGGUCAACUACCCAGGAUUGUUUGAGGUCAUGGAAGACUUACAAGGUAUGGGGGAGAGUAAUUGCUCUUGGAAUAGAAAACCUCUGCUGCACAGGGAGACAAUGUUGGCAGCUGCUGCAAUAUACCGAGGUCAGUGUUUGAGAGAAAUGUAUGGAAAUAGUGAUGGUUCAGUACCUGCCACCUUUCAGAUCUACUACAUGAUUGGCUGGAAAUACCAUGAAUCACAGGCAAAACCAGCCCAGAGAGGUUCUGCAACAGUUUCAUUUGGAGAUCUGGCAAAAAUAGAAGGACUUAUUUCAAGAGGAAAAAAAUAGUUGUUCACCAGAAAUAAUGAUUGUCUGGAAGCUUCUAUAAAACUUCUCAUUGCAGAUGGUUUUCACUUGUACUUAUUUAGUGAUGACAUUCUGAAAUGAUAAUAAUGUACACACAGCAGGGUGUUAUGGCUUUGUACUGCCUCUGCCACAGCAUCAUCAUGGUGUUUAUUUUUUGUUUCUGGGGAAAUAUUUGAGCAGUUUUCUAAAUGAAUACAUGCUCUCUCAACUUGUGAUUAAAUUACUAUUUUCAAAAAUAACAUCUCUUCCAGCAUUUCUGUAUCACAGACUACUCCAGGUAUGAUUUGCAAGUUUUGGGUGAAUCUCAGCCUCCCUUAUUUUUUAAUUCUUCCUCAAGGAUGAUAGAUCAUAAUAAAGAAUGGUAUAUUGUAAAAGUAGAGAAUCAUGACAGGUGUAUUUAUAAGACAUCCAUAAGAUAAAAUAUCAGCAAAUAAAAAUACCUAAAUGAUUGUGGCUUUUGUUGGUUGGAAAUUAUGGGUAAAAAGUUACUGUCUGAAGUGUUUGAGAUUUGAAUAAUUAAAAGUGAUACUUUAUAUCUAGAUAUUAGUUUUAAAUUACAUUUACACAUUACUUUCUGCUUUUCUGUGUUAGAGGCUGAAAACAAGGAGUAUAAUUUUCUCCUUAGCUGUGACAUGGAGCUAUAACUUUUCCUGUCUAUAAACACAUUAUGAAAAAUUGAUAGUAGUUAAAAAUAUGGCUCGUUAACAUGAGGAGUUUAGAAAAAAUAUCUGCCCAGAGAUUCCAUGUGACUUUAGCACAGAUAGAGAUUGGUAGAAAAGGAUGAAGAAUAUAUAAUCAAAUAUACAGUUCAAUCAGUUUUAUCAUAGUAUCUGGGUGAUGUAUCAAUACUGGUGGGAACAAAAGGUUUUUUUAAGCCUUUUUAAAGCUUUUGUUCCUAGUCUUUUUUAAAGGUUAUCCAGCAGGUGGAGUUUGACAGGACUUGUGUGUGGCACAAACCCAACAGACCAGGGAGGCAGAAACCUUCCUGUCCGUAAGGUCCUAAUUUGGGGGGUUAUUUUGUCUACCAGACUUUGUCUCUGAAUAAGAAACAAAGGUACAAAACAUCAUGAUAAGGAGGGCAGGAAUAUUUUGUCCUGCUUUUGCUUACAAGCCUAAUCCAUAAUUAUUCAAGGGGAAUGAGUUCAUCUUUAGUUUUCCUUAUAAAAGAAGAACAACCCUCCUGGAAAAAGGGGGAGAGGCUGUAAAUGGUCUGAUAACCUUUAUGGCCCUCUAAAGAAUAAAUCUAAAACAAGAACUUAUUUCUGUGAAAGCGUCUUUUUUUUUUUUUUUAAUAUAUCAGUGGAUUCAAUACCAGAUACUGCAUCUCUCUACAGAUCUUCCCUGGCUUAAAUAAAAUUCCCUUAUUUCUGGGGGAUUCUCUCCAGUUUCCCAGAUGAAGGUUUCUGUGAAGUUCUGUGCCAAAUUAAUAUAACUCUAGACUUUUUUUUUGCUUUAGUA
This is a messenger RNA of Neopelma chrysocephalum (saffron-crested tyrant-manakin), 2522 nucleotides long. It is a transcript of the gene NDUFAF5, whose product is annotated as NADH:ubiquinone oxidoreductase complex assembly factor 5. Gene Ontology annotation, biological process: mitochondrial respiratory chain complex I assembly. The coding region runs from base 12 to 1046 and encodes 344 amino acids. The record is from RefSeq and is a predicted model, not a curated record. Gene Ontology annotation, molecular function: S-adenosylmethionine-dependent methyltransferase activity. Gene Ontology annotation, cellular component: mitochondrion. The transcript has 11 exons. Lineage: Eukaryota; Metazoa; Chordata; Aves; Passeriformes; Pipridae.